Messenger RNA from Tigriopus californicus, 1495 nucleotides. Its product is annotated as arginine kinase-like. Lineage: Eukaryota; Metazoa; Arthropoda; Copepoda; Harpacticoida; Harpacticidae. The record is from RefSeq and is a predicted model, not a curated record. Gene Ontology annotation, molecular function: creatine kinase activity. The transcript is spliced from 3 exons. Bases 141 to 1340 code for a protein of 399 amino acids. Gene Ontology annotation, biological process: phosphocreatine biosynthetic process.
UUGGCCCUGCGUGACUUGAUUCUGUGUGUCUGUGGACGGACAUUUUGGUCUGUGGCACGAGCGAUUGAGCUGUGGGAUUGCAUUCCGUUUCAGGUGUUUGAUUGGUUCCUUCUGUUCGUGGAUCACUUGAACUCUUCAAGAUGACCGGUGGUAACGAGGCCUACUUUAACACGACCACCUUCAAAGGUCGCUAUCGCACGUCCAUUGCCACGCUGGGGGCUUUGGCCGGAAUCUACAUGUACACCAAAGUUCGCGGAGGGGGAACCAAAUCCGGCUCGACUUCUUUUCCCGUGAUCAAGUCUCAGCACUCGUUGGUGGCCAAGCAUGUUACCCCUGAGAAGUGGAGCAAGUUGUCUGGCAUCAAGACCAAGACAUCCGGAUUCACCUUGGCCCAGGCCAUUGCUUGCGCUGUUCAAUUUGAUGACCAGCAUUGCGGUAUCUACGCCGGAGAUGAGGACUCUUACUCCGAUUUCGGCGAGGUGUUCCAUCCCCUUAUUUUGGAGUACCAUGGCCUCAGCCCCGAGUUCUCUCAUACCUCUGAUAUGGAUACGUCUAAGCUGAAGGGUAACAUCGAUCCCAAGGCUCCUGUCAAAUCGACCCGUAUUCGUGUGGGCCGCAGCAUUGAAGGAUUCGGUCUCUCUCCCGGAAUCACCCGUCAACAGCGUCUCGAUGUCGAGAACCUGAUGAAGCACGCCUUUGCCAAGUUGAAGUACGACUUGUCGGGCAACUACUACCCUCUUCAAGGCAUGGAUGAGGCCACACGCCAAAAAUUGGUGGACGACCAUUUCUUGUUCAUGUCGGGUGACAAGAACCUCCAAGCCGCCGGUAUGGAGCGUGACUGGCCUGAGGGUCGUGGUAUUUACCACAAUGACGCCAAGUCUUUCUUGGUGUGGGUCAAUGAGGAAGACCAGCUCCGCAUCAUCUCCAUGCAAGCUGGCGGCGAUGUUCGCGGUGUGUUUGAUCGUUUAGCUCGCGGCAUUGACGCCGUGGGUGAUUCUGUCCAAUCUGAAUCGGGCAAGAAGUUCAUGCUCCAUCCCAAAUAUGGCUACUUGCACUCGUGCCCCACCAACUUGGGCACAGGCAUGCGGGCUUCGGUGCACAUUGACCUGCCCGGCUGGACGAAGGAAGGUUUGCCCGCUUUGAAGAAGCGUUGCGAAGAGUUGGCUCUCCAACCUCGCGGCACCCGCGGUGAAUCUGGCGGUCAAACUGGUGUGACCUAUGACAUCUCGAACAAGCAUCGUCUGGGCUACUCCGAGGUCCAAUUGGUUCAAACCAUGAUCGAUGGAGUCAACACCUUGUACAAGGAGGAUUUGGACUUGCAGAAGAAACAUGGCUUGUAAAUUUGACCAUCGCCGGGCCGUCUUGCAUCAAGGCUGACGACAGACACUAAAUCGUCGUGAACAUCCACAGCAGUCUGGUCGUGUUGAUGGAAAUGUCUAUAAAAAGCAACAUUUCUCUAUUUUAAGUAGGAAAAAAAUACAACUUUGUCCUGAAA